UGACAAUCACGUGAUUUUCCUGGGUGUGGCUCAUAUAGAAACGUGAUAAAAAAGAAGCUCUGAAUGUUCUCACGCCAUUUCUCAAGCCGGUUACUCUUUUUCACUCGAGGAUUAAGGACUACAGCAAGUCUCAAGAUGCCUAUACAGGUCGGUCAAACUCUUCCAUCUAUUGAACUCCAUGAAGGAACGCCUAAAGACAAAGUCAACAUUUUGGAGCUUUUCAAAGGAAAGAAAGGGAUACUUUUUGCAGUUCCUGGAGCCUUUACGCCUGGCUGCAGCCAAACCCAUCUUCCUGGAUAUGUGAAUGAUUACUUAAAGUUGAAAGCCAAAGGUUUUGAAGUUAUUGCUUGUGUUUCUGUCAAUGAUGCUUUUGUCAUGUCAGCUUGGGGCAUUGAGAGGAAAGCCACUGGAAAGAUAAGAAUGCUGGCAGAUCCUGCAGGUGAAUUUACUAAGGCUGUUGAUCUUGGUUUUGAUGCAACACCAGCCCUUGGGAAUAUACGCUCAAAGAGGUAUGCUAUGACAAUUGAAGACGGUGUAGUAAAGAGUGUUGCUAUUGAGCCUGAUGCAACUGGCCUCACUGUUAGCCUUUCUUGUAGCAUACUCAAUGAGUAGCUCUUCAUUCUUUGCCAAUUAAUGACUCAUCAUCAUUCUAUUGUAGUAAACUAUUGUUAUGUUAGUUUAAGGCCCAUUUAUUGUAGUUUCCACAGGUAAUUAGAUCACUUUUUAUUUCUAAUAAUAGUUGCAGAAAAAAAAA
Messenger RNA from Amphimedon queenslandica, 754 nucleotides. RefSeq names its product peroxiredoxin-5, mitochondrial-like. Gene Ontology annotation, biological process: hydrogen peroxide catabolic process; cell redox homeostasis; cellular response to oxidative stress. The transcript is spliced from 7 exons. NCBI's taxonomy places the organism in Eukaryota, Metazoa, Porifera, Demospongiae, Haplosclerida, Niphatidae. Gene Ontology annotation, molecular function: thioredoxin peroxidase activity. Bases 64 to 612 code for a protein of 182 amino acids. Gene Ontology annotation, cellular component: peroxisome; mitochondrion; cytoplasm. The record is from RefSeq and is a predicted model, not a curated record.